Messenger RNA from Cavenderia fasciculata, 555 nucleotides. Its product is annotated as HAG group protein. NCBI's taxonomy places the organism in Eukaryota, Evosea, Eumycetozoa, Acytosteliales, Cavenderiaceae. Gene Ontology annotation, molecular function: N-acetyltransferase activity. The record is from RefSeq and is a predicted model, not a curated record. The coding region runs from base 1 to 555 and encodes 184 amino acids. The transcript is spliced from 2 exons.
AUGGAUUGUAAAGAAGAAGAAAUCAAAACAGGUGGUGUAUUUGAAAUCAAACCAUGCAGAAAGGAAGAUAUUCAAAAGAUCUAUGAUAUGAUUUAUGAAUUGGCUGUCUUUGAAAAGUUACAACAUAUGGUAACAGGAACAGUUGAAGGACUUGAGAAAUCAGCAUUUGGUGAAGAGAAAUCGAUUUAUAUUAAUUGUGGAUGGUAUACAGAGAAUGGUCAAGAACAAGGUCAAUUGAUUGGAUAUACUAUUCAUUUCUUAAGUUUUAGUACCUUUUUAUGUCGACCAGGUAUCUUUUUAGAGGAUUUAUACAUUAAACCAGAAUACAGAGGCAAGGGACUUGGUAAAAAGUUAUUGUUACAUCUUACAAAGAUCGCUCAAGACAAGGGUUAUGGUCGUGUUGAAUGGCAAUGUCUCACUUGGAAUGUUGAGGCUCAAAAGUUAUAUAAUAGUACUGGUGCUGAAGUAAUGGAUGGAUGGAUGCAAUAUCGUUUGGUUGAAGGUCCACAAAUUCAAAAGUGUGCCAAAGACUUUGAAAAUACUAAAACUAGAUAA